Molecule: messenger RNA, 973 nt
Organism: Culex quinquefasciatus (southern house mosquito)
Lineage: Eukaryota; Metazoa; Arthropoda; Insecta; Diptera; Culicidae
Product: luciferin sulfotransferase
Exons: 2
Coding region: 14-973 (319 amino acids)
Biological process (GO): sulfation
Cellular component (GO): cytoplasm
Molecular function (GO): sulfotransferase activity
Source: RefSeq, a predicted model, not a curated record
UCAACGAGCAAUAAUGGCUUUCGAAUACACCAGCAUAACCGAUCCCGAGUGGCUCGCGACGAACCGUCAAACCGGCCAGGAUGACUACAUUUUGGUCAAACCAACGGACUACUCGAAGGUCCCGAUCGCCAUCCCAAACUGGGAACCGCUGCCUUGCUGCACCUCGACGAUGUUCCGGAGGUACGAGAGUGAACUGCUGAACUUCCAGGUCAAGUCGGAUGAUGUGUGGAUUGCGUCCUAUCCGAAAAGUGGAACCACCUGGGUUCAGGAGAUGGUUUGGCUGAUCUGCAACGAUCUGGACUUUGAAAAGGCACGAACCACGGUCAUCCGAGAUCGGUCUCCGUUUCUGGAAGUGAGUACAAUCUUCGACAUCGGCGAGGAAGAGAGUUCAUUUGCGUUCACCAGCGAUGCACCGAGUCCACGUUUCAUCAAAACCCACCUUCCGGUGGCGCUGCUACCUCCGAACAUCUGGACAGUGAAGCCGAAGAUCGUUUACAUCCGGCGUAACCCCAAGUCCGUUGCCGUCUCAUACUAUCAUCACUCUGUCCGGGCGAACUUCAACGGCACCAAGGAAGCCUUCAUCCGGAUGUUCAUGAAGGAUCUUCAGUUCUACUCCCCCUUCCACCAGCACGUAAUCGAGUACAACGAACUUGCGAGCUACGACAACCUGCUGAACCUGUGCUACGAGGACAUGAAGCGAGACCUAAAGUCAUCGGUAAUCCGAACCUGCGAGUUCUUCGGCAAAAACUACUCGGACGUCGCGAUCAACGAGCUGUGCCGACAUCUGUCGUUCGAGUCGAUGACCAACAAUCUGGCGGUGAACUACGAAGAUGUCUUCCCGGACGAGAAGUUCAUCCGGGAGGGCAUGAUUGACGGGUGGAAGAAGGAGUUGAGCCCGGAACUGAUUGCCGAAAUGGAUUUGUGGACGGAAAACACCGUGGUGGAGAAGUACCGACAUUUGUUUAAGGUUUAG